Molecule: messenger RNA, 369 nt
Organism: Myotis brandtii (Brandt's bat)
Lineage: Eukaryota; Metazoa; Chordata; Mammalia; Chiroptera; Vespertilionidae
Product: tubulin alpha-1C chain-like
Exons: 2
Biological process (GO): mitotic cell cycle; microtubule cytoskeleton organization
Cellular component (GO): cytoplasm; microtubule
Molecular function (GO): GTP binding; structural constituent of cytoskeleton
Source: RefSeq, a predicted model, not a curated record
AUGGGCAGCUGCUUUGUUUUUCGCACUGGCACCUACCGCCAGCUCUUCCACCCUGAGCAGCUGAUCACAGGCAAGGAAGAUGCUGCCAAUAACUAUGCCCGUGGACACUACACCAUUGGCAAGGAGAUCAUUGACCUGGUCCUGGACCGAAUUCGGAAACUGGCUGACCAGUGCACGGGCCUUCAGGGCUUCUUGGUUUUCCACAGCUUUGGUGGGGGAACCGGUUCUGGGUUCACCUCCCUGCUGAUGGAACGUCUCUCCGUCGAUUAUGGCAAGAAGUCCAAGCUGGAGUUCUCCAUUUACCCAGCCCCCCAGGUCUCCACAGCUGUAGUUGAGCCCUACAACUCCAUCCUCACCACCCACACCACC